AGCAGUAUGCAGGAAUCAUACGAAGAAGAAACCCUGUUCAGUAAAGAUAUGUCGCAGAUGCCUAUGGAACAGGUAUGGUGAAGAGGUGGAGGAAGUAGCUAGUUUGGAGGAAUGGAAGUGCCCGAAAUGCAGGGGCGCUUGCAACUGCAGUGUGUGCUUUUCACUGCUACCCAUAGAUACAAAGACAACCAUUUCUCUUGAAGGCGGGAAAAGGAAUCGGCAAAGAAAAUUUAAUGCAGAUGACUUCGAAAGAUUCUACGGCAAAAUUUCCCAAUUCUGCCGAUAAGUAUUGAGAACUGUCGCCGCUGCACAUUACGAAACCAUCAAAACCACAGCGCCGGCAAGUUCAGAUUUCAGAAUGAAGGAAAAUUUCCGGUGUUGGAUAUCUGAAUACAACACAGAAAUGGCGGUUGAAGCAUCCCUAGGUAAUUAUGUGGCGUCUCCAUCAGCAGAGCACGUUAAAUCAACCGGAAAAUCGGCUGCCGGUAGCCAAGUUAGUAAUUCUGGUGACGGAGUAUAUUGCCAUCAGUGUCGUCAAAAAACCAGGGCUCCCGCAGCAGCAUGCAAGAAUCUUGCGAAGAAGAAACUCUGUUCAGUAAAGAUGUGUUGCAGAUGCCUAUGGAACAGGAGGAGAAAGGGCCUUCAACCCAUGGGUGUACUUACCAGGGCAGCAAAAGCGACUGGAAAGGAUGUUUUAUCUGCUAGAAAGAAAGGAAGAAAGGGAAGGAAAGUUUGGAUAUAGAUGAUAAUACCUCUUUGAAGAGAAUGAAACAUUCUAAACUGGCUGAAACCAGCCAUACUAUUCGUGAAGAAAUUGUGCUGCCACUGGAAACCGGCCAAACAUUCAAAUUGUGUUGAAUUGAUAAUUAUACUUGUA
Molecule: messenger RNA, 877 nt
Organism: Salvia hispanica
Lineage: Eukaryota; Viridiplantae; Streptophyta; Magnoliopsida; Lamiales; Lamiaceae
Biological process (GO): regulation of DNA-templated transcription
Cellular component (GO): nucleus
Source: RefSeq, a predicted model, not a curated record